Molecule: messenger RNA, 2559 nt
Organism: Punica granatum (pomegranate)
Lineage: Eukaryota; Viridiplantae; Streptophyta; Magnoliopsida; Myrtales; Lythraceae
Source: RefSeq, a predicted model, not a curated record
CGUUAAAACGGAGGGAACUGGGACAAACUAACUUAACCGACCGUGGCUGAUGACAUGAAUUGCAGGAACCUCGCCAGAGCAUCUCUCCCGCCUCUCGACCGGAACUCCUUCCUUCGCCUCCUCGAGGGCUCCGCCGCCGUCUCACAACUCGCCCAGACCCACGCCCAGAUCAUCGUCAGCGGCUACAAGAACGACAUAUCCCCCGUCACCAAGCUCAUCCACAAGCUCUGCGACUUUAAGGCCGUAGCCUACGCCCGCGCCCUCUUCCUCUCCGUCCCGAAGCCCGACCUCUUCCUCUUCAACGUACUCAUCAGGGGGUUCUCCGGCUGCGGCUCUCCGGCAUCUUCAGUCUCCCUGUACACCCACCUGAGAAGGAACACUCCUCUGCGCCCUGAUAACUUCACUUACGCCUUUGCAGUCUCGUCGUCGUCGGGGCUCGCAAGCGAGAAAGUUGGAUUCUUGCUUCAUGGACAUGCACUGGUCGAUGGUUUCGGGUCCGACUUAUUCGUCGGGUCCUCCUUGGUCGAUUUCUACUUCAAGUUUUCAAGGGUCGAGCUGGCGCAGAAGGUGUUCGACCGAAUGCCCGAGAAAGACACCGUCCUGUGGAAUACCAUGAUUUCUGGACUGGUGAAGAACUGCUGCUUCGAAGAUUCGAUUAGUGUCUUUGCAGAGAUGGCUGCCGGAAGUGGGGUCCGCUUGGACCCAACGUCAGUGGCCUCUGUUCUCCCUGCGGCAGCAGAGUUGCAAUGGCUUAGAAUUGGAGCAGGAAUCCAGUGCUUGGCGCUAAAACUCGGGUUCAGUUCUCAUGUUCAUGUGUUGACGGGCCUCAUAUCCCUGUAUUCGAAAAGCAGUGACAUGGACACAUCAAAGGCAUUGUUUGAGCAGAUCAACCGGCCCGAUUUGGUAUCGUACAAUGCUAUGAUUUCUGGAUAUACUACUAAUUCAGACACUGAGUCGUCCCUCAGGUUGUUCAAGGAGUUGCUUGAACUUGGUUUUCAAGUCAACUCAAGCACAAUUGUGGGGUUAAUUCCCGUAUUUUAUCCAUUUGGUCAUUUAAGCCUAACUCGCUCUGUUCAUAGCUUUUCUGUGAAGUCGGGUGUCAUCUCAAAUGCUGCUGUUUCAACUGCAUUAACUACCGUAUACAGUAGAUUGAAUGAAAUAGAACCUGCUCGGCUGAUUUUCGAUGAAUCAAGGGAGAAAACCUUAGCUUCUUGGAAUGCCAUGAUCUCAGGUUAUGCUCAGAAUGGUCUCACAGAGAAAGCGAUUGCCCUUUUCCGAGAUAUGCAGGUCUCCAGAGUGGAUCCAAAUCCGGUUACUGUGACUAGCAUUCUCUCGGCCUGCGCACAGCUCGGGGCUCUCAGUCUAGGAAAGUGGGUCCAUGACCUGAUAAGAAGAAAGGGUUUCCUCUCCAACUUAUAUGUCUUAACGGCUCUUAUUGACAUGUACACUAAGUGUGGAAGCAUUGAAGAGGCUCGAAAUUUAUUUGAUAAUGCAACCGAGAAGAAUGCGGUCACUUGGAACUCCAUGAUCUCAGGAUAUGGUCUUCACGGGCACGGGCAGGAAGCCCUGAAGCUCUUCGAUGAAAUGUUGAAGUCUGGGGUUUCGCCCUCUGCAGUUACCUUCCUCUCAGUUCUGUAUGCUUGUAGCCAUGCAGGUCUCGUGGACAAAGGAGAAGAGAUCUUCCAUUUUAUGGUGCAUGAUUUUGGGUUUGAGCCAUUGCCUGAGCACUAUGCCUGCAUGGUCGAUGUCCUUGGUCGGGCAGGGCAGUUGGAGAGAGCGCUGGAGUUUAUAAAGUCAAUGAGAGUGGUGCCGGGGCCCCCAGUGUGGGGUGCAUUGCUAGGUGCCUGCAUGAUCCACAAGAACACAAGACUAGCACAAGAGGCCUCUGAGAAGUUAUUCAAUUUGGACUCAGAGAAUGUCGGAUAUUAUGUCUUGCUCUCGAAUAUAUACUCGGUAGAUAAGAAUUACUCACAGGCUGCUUUGGUGAGACAAGUUGUGAAGCAUAGAAACUUGGCAAAAACUCCAGGUGCUACCUUAAUAGAGAUCAGUGACGUUCCUUACGUGUUCACAGCAGGGGACAACUCUCAUCCACAAACAAAGGCAAUAUAUACGAUGCUGGAGAAGUUGUCAGGGAAGAUGUUAGAAGCUGGGUAUAAGCCGGAGACUGUGACAGCCCUACACGAUGUGGAAGAAGAAGAGAAGGAGCUCAUGGUGAAGAUUCACAGUGAGAAGUUGGCAAUAGCCUUUGGUCUAAUUGAGAGCAAACCUGGGACAGAAAUUAGAAUCUUUAAGAACCUUAGGGUCUGUUUGGACUGCCACAGUUGGACGAAAUUUGCAUCGAAGAUUACAGAGAGGGUUAUUGUUGUCAGGGAUGCCAAUAGGUUUCAUCACUUUAAGGAUGGAGUCUGUUCUUGUGGAGACUAUUGGUGAAGCAAGAAAAGAGAAGAGAAUUUGUUUCUCAUUCUUUUAUUAUUCUUUGAUAAGAAAAGUUUUGAUGAGAUGCUACUUGAUCAGUUUGAUUUCGUCAAUGCAUUGGCCUUGAUUGAUUUCUUUUUGCUC